AUGACGUUAAGCAGAUCAUGGAGCAAGCGCGCCAUGAUCUCCAGCGACAGCUACUGGACCAAGAUGUGCACCUACACCACGGUGAAGAAGGCGCAGAUAAUUGACCCGAAGAUCGCCCUCUCGCACAAGGCGGUCAUGAUAGCAAUAACCGCGUGGAUCCUUACCGGCGUCUUCAGGGACUUCAACUACGUCCUGUCCGAGACACCCGGCACGAGUGUCAACGCCUACAUCGACCAGGCCGGCUUUUACGACCAGCAGACUAAACUCCAGGCCGCACCCCCGUGGUACUGCAACAAUCCCAAGACAGAUUACAACUACAGCGCGACGUGGAGAUACGAGAACAACGACUGCUUGUUCGGCCUCACGCUCGCGGACGUCAUGACAAAGACCGAGAGCGCGGUGUUCAUCACCACCUACUUCCAGGACACCCCUUCAGAUGCCACGUCGGCUGCCGCCGCGGGCUUGACCGCCAAGAACUACUUCGUCCCGGGCGUCGACCAGAUGAUGCUGUGGUUCGACCACUCGGUUAUCACCUCGUGGGGAACCAAGGUCACGAACCCCUCGUUCGACGUCACGAGCUUCGGUUCCGACGCCGUGCUCAAGUCGUACACGAGGGGGCAAGAGGUCGGGAUCAAGCUCGAGGAUCUCCUGGCGAUGACCGGCGCGAACCUCGACGCCGAGAACGUCGCGUCCUUUGGAGCGCCGCUCUACCGAAUCACCGGGCUUCACGUGCAGAUGAGCGUCCAGUACGGCAACAUGCACGCGGGGGAGGCGUUCGACCCGGACGACGUGCGCGGGCGGGGUACCGUGCGGUACUCCCCCGGGGUGUGGACCUCGCUCGGGCCCAAGAUCGUGUACAAGAAGGGGAGCGACGGCGAGCUUCACAAGUUUCAGCGGUACCACUACGUCCUCCGCGUCAGCCUGGAGCAGGGCGGCACGGUGGGCAGGUUCGACUUCAUGACCCUGCUCGUGAACCUCGCCGUCGCGUCCGCGAUGCUCGGGGUGGCGGUCACGGUCGUGGACACCGCGUCGGAGUACCUGGUGGGCAACUUCGACGACAUGAAGUACGACGACAGGAACGAUUGGAUGACUCUCGAGGCGCUCAAGGCGCACGCGCUGGAACAGGGGAUACUGGACAAGUUCGCGGAGGAUAGCGGGCUGGAGCUCCUGGAGGACGACGUGAUGCGAGAUCUAAAAUCGAGAGCCCAGGCGAAGCAGGAGAGGACGAAGGACGCCCUUCGAAAGGCUGCCGGGGUCGGCGCGGGGUUGGGCGGCAAGGGUGAGAAGGGCGGCCUCGGUGAGAAGGGCGGCGUGGGUCUGAGGUCGCUGGCGUCUGGCGGAAAGGCGAGCGCUAACGGGUCAGCAUCGGGUCGCGUCGCGCCCGCACCGAUGCGGGGUAACAUGUUCAGGCCGGCUCCCGACAGGGGCACUCUCACGCCGUCGCCCUCGAACGUCGUGUCCAGGAUGCUCGCCGAGCAGCAGGCGUUGGGGCUGGGCGACGAAGACUCCGACGGCGACGGCGAGAACGCUACUGAUAGUUACGACGGGGCUAGGUCAUAUCAAGUUUAUGAUGGAAGGCAUCGCGGCGAGUAUGACUAUGGUAAUCAAGAGGAGGGCCGUCGCAAGCCAGCUGUUCCGUUUCAGGUAAUCAAGCGACGCGCGGUACAAAGACGGUUCCUCGCGCACUUGCAGCACCAGACCGUCGUAACCGUCGGCAGUUUCGUCGAACGAUACCUGCCGCUUGGGUCUCUUGUCCACCAGCCUACGUCGGGGCGGGUCAGUUCAGCCGCGGCGGAGUUCGUUAAAAGAAAUGGGGAAACAACGGGACAGUGGGUGGGGAGAUGA
This is a messenger RNA of Micromonas commoda, 1845 nucleotides long. RefSeq lists its product with no specific name. The transcript has 2 exons. The coding region runs from base 1 to 1845 and encodes 614 amino acids. NCBI's taxonomy places the organism in Eukaryota, Viridiplantae, Chlorophyta, Mamiellophyceae, Mamiellales, Mamiellaceae. The record is from RefSeq and is a predicted model, not a curated record.